AUGGAGAUCGCAGGGCUAGUCGUCGGUGUCGCUGGCUUGGCCGGCCUGUUUUCAACCUGCCUAGACGCCCUAGACAAGACUCAGGAGUACCGCAACUCUGCCACGGACAUGCACCACCUUGAGACGCAGUUCCAGGCGGAGAAGCUGCGUUUCCAACAGUGGGGUCGCGAUAUUGGGCUCGAACGUGGGGAAACCCUCAAGGAAAGCCACCACAAAGCACUCGAGGAGGAGAAUACAAGAAAGACGAUCCAAGAGAUACUGCAGAUCAUAUACGCCUUAUGCCAGCCUGGAGAUGGAGGCUCACACCGGCUCAACCUCUCGCCGGGGCACCAGGUAUCCUCGUCAUCGCGGAAACAGAGAGUCGCCUGGGCCUUGUGGGGAAAGGGAAAGCGAGAAGGGGAGGUGAAGUUGUUCAAGGAUCUUGUUCAGAACUUGUACAACCUUGUUCCUCCUGGGUCGCCGGACCGUGAUACCACUGCUGAGCAGGCAUCAAAGGCUAUACUAGUGGAACUAAAGCAACAUCUGCAAUCUUGGCUCAUGGGCUCCUAUUGCACAAACAAUAUAUACCACGAGGCUAUUAAGAAACGGCUGGAUGGUACUUGCAACUGGAUCACGGACCGACCCAAGUUUCAAUCAUGGAUGUCAAAGAAAGACAAAUUCAGCUUACUUUGGAUAAACGGUCCGGCUGGGUUUGGCAAAACAGUCCUCUGCGCUAGAGCGGUGCAAUAUCUAACUGAGACCCUAACGACACCGGUAGCUCAUUUCUUUUUCUCCUCGGAUUUCGAGAGUCAGGCGGAUCCGUUUGUUGUUAUUCGCUCAUGGAUAUACCAGUUGAUUCUCCAAGAUGCGGAUAUUUUUGAUCUGGUCUACGACGCAUGGCUUGAACUGGUCGAUAGACAAGCAGCCAACCACGUCAUCGAAAAGCUCUUUGAGGAUAUUGUGAGUAGCGCACCGAACUGCGUGCUGGUAUUGGACGGAAUUGAUGAAUGCAAAUCUUUGCAUGAACUUGAGCACACCCCAUUCGAAGUGAUGAAAAGAGUCGCAACCAACUACGGCGUCCAAAUAUUGAUUGUCAGCCGAAACGAACCGGAUAUCCGACAUGCUCUUGAGGACGACGGUGGUGUUCAACGCUUCAACGAGUACAAAAUAACCACCCACGAUGUCCGCCAGGACACCGAGUCAUAUUCUCGCAGUAUCGUGAGGAAAAGGCUUUCCAACAAGGCUGAAGACAUCAAGAACGAUGUGUCACAGAGAAUGGCCGCCCGGUGUGACGGCCAGUUUCUCUGGCUAAAGAUGCAAGGUGAUAGCCUGCGGCGCGGCAUGAGUAAAAAACAGCUCGAGCAAGCUAUCAAUAACACUCCCUCCGGCUUGACGCAAAUCUAUGAGCGCAACUGGGAAUCGAUAUCAAGCUAUGAACCGCCGGACAUGAAAAGGGCAUACAAUCUUCUCAGAUGGGCUGCAUUUUCCCUCCGUCCUCUCACAGUCGGCGAGAUUACCGAAGCAGUGUUGAUAGAAGAUGACUCUAGUGAAUUUCCAAUCGAAGAGCUUCCGGACAAGUUUGACGAGGAUUACAUCAACAGUGAGAUUCUCGAUCUAUGCGGCUCUCUGAUUGAGGUGCGUCCAUCACAGUUACAUAUCUUAAAGAAAUAUGUGACUGUGCAUGUUACACAUUUCUCAGUUAGGCAAUAUCUUCUUCAGAAGGUCUCAGGUACUGCACAAGUUUUGGGGGCAAACGGCCGGCUCCAAGCUUCCAAUGAAGUCUUGGAGAACACGUUACUUGCAAAGAGAUGUCUCCAGUAUAUCCAGUUUUCUGGGGUGUGGUUAGGCCUGGAAAAAGACUCGACGGGGACCCUAGGAAAGCAGUUUCGAGAAUACGCGUCUGAUUCUUGGUUUAGGCACGUGAAUUCAGGAUCCCAGGAGAUACUCGCUCACACAGUCAAUGGGUUCCUCGAAUUUAAAUCAGCUUCUUCGCGUAGAUGGCGCUUGUGGCUUGAUCGAGAAAUGGUGAAGCAAGAUGUAUUCGACAAAUGGGCUCAGAAAUUCCGCACACGUAGAAGAUCAAAAACCAACCGUCUCUGCUACGCUACUUGGCUGGGUCUACAGUUCAGUGCCAUUCAUAUGGUAGAGAGUGAGGAUCAUGACAUAGAUGGAUGCGACCAGCUCCAUAGGAGCCCUCUUGCGAUCAGUUGCAGGUUUGGUCUUACUGGAAUCGCGCGCAUCUUACUAGACGCAGGGGCCAGCAUGACAACCACAGAUCUCAUGAAACAAACGCCGUUGUACAGUGCAGUACAAUAUGGCCACAGGGAUAUCGUUCACAUGCUGCUUGAGAAAGGCGCAGAUUGCAACGUACAAAACGAGGAUGGCUGGACGCCGCUUAUUGUUGCGUUUGAACGUGGUGACAUAGAGUUGGCCAGGAUGAUGCUUGAAAAUGGCGCAGACUUGAACGCUGCAGGCGGAGAUGGUUGGACCCCCAUUCUGUUAGCCGCAAACUCAGGUCAGAUUGACAAUGUUAGAUUUCUUCUUGGGAAGGGUGCAGACUUGGAUUUGGUGAACAAGGAUGGAUGGACGCCGGCAUUUGCUGCUGCGAGUGCUGGCCAUCUUGAUAUCCUCAAGCUGCUCGCCGAAAAUGGAGCGGAUAUCAACAACGCUACCGCAACAGUCUGGCCCUCCCUUAAUGCGGCUGAUCACAGCAGACAUGGCAAUAUUCUGUUGUCUUUGUGUGACUGGGGAGCCGAUAUGCCUCGUUCUCAUGUGAGGGGGUGGGCACCUCUUCACAUUGCUGCAAGAAAUGGACAUACGGAUAUGGUUCAGUUCCUUAUAGACAAUGGCGCAGAUGUUUCACUCAGGGAUAGCGACGGCCAGACACCGCUCUUGAUGGCAGCGAGCAGAGGCCACCUCGGUGCGGCUCAAGUUCUUGUAUCAAGUGGAGCAAAUGUAGAUGUGAAAGACAAUGCUGGAUGUACGCCGCUGUUUGGGGCUGCCUUUGAGGGCUAUCUUGAUCUCGUCAAGUUUUUUGUUGAGCAGGGGGCAAGCCCACAUGCAAAAAUCGUUCCCGGAUGGACGCAGCUGCAUGGAGCUGCUUCUUCCGGCCGCUUCAACGUUCUCAAAUACUAUUUUGAAAAGUGGAACGAGUUGUGCGGAGAAGAUGAUGGGCUUUCGAUGCCUCUUCAGUAUGCUUCACGCCUCGGUUCAAUCAAUCAAUUAAUGAAGCCAAUUGCCCAUCUAUCAUACGGGGUAUCCUGA
This is a messenger RNA of Clonostachys solani, 3243 nucleotides long. The record is from the annotation of a GenBank genome assembly. NCBI's taxonomy places the organism in Eukaryota, Fungi, Ascomycota, Sordariomycetes, Hypocreales, Bionectriaceae.